Molecule: messenger RNA, 3445 nt
Organism: Puntigrus tetrazona (Sumatra barb)
Lineage: Eukaryota; Metazoa; Chordata; Actinopteri; Cypriniformes; Cyprinidae
Gene: mstna
Product: myostatin a
Exons: 3
Coding region: 1549-2679 (376 amino acids)
Biological process (GO): SMAD protein signal transduction
Cellular component (GO): extracellular region
Molecular function (GO): cytokine activity; growth factor activity
Source: RefSeq, a predicted model, not a curated record
AUCUAUUAAAGCUGCACUGCUGGAAAACUGAGAUAGAUAGAGCAGAGGCAUCUGCAGUUGCUACAGAACAGCUGUGGCAAUAAUGUCCUCAGUCGCCAGCUCGGCAUAUUUCAACGGCAACCCAUCACCAAAGCACAAAGCUACAAGCUAUUACUGUGGACUUAAAGUGAAGAAAGCCUGUUCGCCAGUAUAAAAAUGGCGGUGUUUCAUCAUACAGAUACAUUCACAGGUGUUUAUGCAGAAAAUAUUUUGUAUAAAACGCACUUGAAUACGCAACCUAGCAACUACAAAAUAAAUACUCAGAACACCCACUGAACCCUCGCGAAGAGAGCCCUCCUUCAUUACUGUUGCUUUGUCCUACAAGCCACGGUGUUCUCACACGGUGAAAAAUACAUGGCUGGGCAAAGACAAUCCUGACAAUGCGCCAACAGACAGGUUACUUUUUGUAUGAAAGUGUUAGUAAAUACCAUUUUAUGGCUAAUGUGUCGUAGCGGAUCACUGUAGCGUUUUAUUGAACAUCAAAAGGUAUCUUGUUUCAUUCCUGUAAAGACUUAAAAUAAUACACUGUUUUUUCCAAUUCAAGUCCACUGACAUUAAUCCAAGAUCUGUGUUAUUUGGACAUUUGUAUAGAAUUAAGCUAAAAACCCUCAAUAACCCGUAGAAAUACUUUUUCAACCAUAUAGCAAAAUGUUAAAAACCUUUUAGAAAAACCUAGCGCCCUUGCAACUAUGCACCACACCAAAGCAACAACAUAAGGGCAUCUUAAAAGAACAUUCAGAACACCCACUUAAAAGUAUAGCAACAAGCUAAAAAUCACUAAGAAACCCCCAACAACCACAUCUAUAGACACUUUUUCAAACAUAUAACAGCAGUUUAAAAACCUUUAAGAAACAACAUAGCAACCCAACAAUCACUGUUGGGGAGUAACUAGUUACAUGUGAUAUAAUAAAUGUAAAAUAUAAUGAACAAAAUAAAUGUAAAUAGCCUUAAGUUACUUAAAAUUACUGCAAUCGAACGAUUAAUCACGAUUUGAUUGGCAUCCAUAAGAAAUGUGCGCUGUGUAUAUAUUUAUUGUAUAUAGAUAAAUACACACACAUGCAGAGGGGCACGGAAAAGGGGAGGGGAAGUUAGGACUAAAGGCCAAAAAAUAAUUUACAUGAAUAUGAAUAUAUAUAUGUAAAUAUUUUCAGAAUAUAUGCUGUAUGUGUGUGUCUUUAUGUAUACAUAAUAUGUAUGCACAGUACACACUUAUAUAUUAUGUAAACAAAAACUUUUAUUUUGGAUGUAAUGAAUCACGAUUAAUACCGCAUUAAUAAAACAAAUACAACUGAAAAUCCUCAAAUCAAAACCUAAAGACCCGAUCCUCUCUUUGCUGUCUCAUCUGGACUUGUUCCUAUCAAUCCCACCAAUCAUAUGAUAUCUAACAGCAGGGAAUCUUAAGUAUAAAACUGCCUAGGAGGCUGAACAUCUGUCCAGUGCUGUUUAGAGAUUGCAUAAAGGUUGUCCGUUCCCAAAUGAGUAAACGUCUGCAAAGACGCAUCAGAAAACAUGUUUAUCCUUCUUUAUCUGAGCUUUUGGAGCGUGUUGGGGUCUCACAGUCAGAGCUUGAGCUCAACAACAGCAGCAGCAACAACAACAACAACAACAACAACAACAACAUCGCAAGCAUUUGUGACACCCGGAGAAGACAACGGCCAAUGCACGACCUGUCAAUUUAGACAGCAGAGUAAACUCAUGCGCCUGCACUCCAUUAAGUCGCAGAUUUUAAGCAUUCUGCGUCUAGAACAAGCUCCGAAUAUCAGCAGAGACACGGUAAAGCUACUCUUACCCAAGGCACCUCCUCUGCAGGAGCUCCUGGAUCAGUACGACCAAAAUGGAGGCAUUAGUGAGGACGAGGAACAAGGCAGCAGUGAGACCAUCAUUACCAUGGCCACAGAACCUCAAGCCUUCACCCAUCUUGAGGGGAUGCCGAAGUGCUGCAUGUUCUCACUGAGCCCGAAGAUUAUGCCUAACAGCAUCAUCAAGGCCCUCCUCUGGAUCUACCUCCGACCAGCUGAGGAGCCAACCACAGUCUUCAUCCAGAUAUCUCACCUGAGGUCUUUGUCUGAAGGCAGCAAUCACUCAAGAAUACGAGCACAAAAAAUUGAUGUGAAUGCCCGCACAAACUCCUGGCAGCACAUCAACAUGAAGCAGCUGUUGCAGUUGUGGCUCAAACAGCCUGAGAGUCACUUUGGGAUAGAAAUCAAGGCCUUUGAUGCAAAUGGAAACGAUCUGGCUGUGACCUCUGCAGAAUCUGGAGAAGAAGGACUGCAACCCUUCCUGGAGGUAAAAAUAUCAGAGUCUGGCAAGCGGUCCAGACGGGACACUGGCCUCGAUUGCGAUGAGCAUUCUACGGAGUCACGUUGCUGCCGGUAUCCACUCACCGUCGACUUCGAGGAAUUUGGUUGGGACUGGAUAAUUGCUCCCAAGCGCUACAAGGCCAAUUACUGCUCCGGUGAAUGUGUGCAGAAGUACCCCCACAGUCACAUCGUCAACAAGGCCAACCCUCGGGGCAGUGUAGGCCCCUGCUGCACGCCCACCAAGAUGUCACCCAUAAACAUGCUGUAUUUCAAUGACCGUGAGCAGAUAAUCUACGGAAAAAUCCCUUCAAUGGUCGUGGACCUUUGUGGCUGCUCUUGAGCUUCUUGAGCAGCUACGACAGCAAGCCGUCGCUGCUCUGGACCGGGAGGGGAAGUGAAAAUAACUUUUACCUUGUCCCUGACAAAAUAGUUCCUGCUAAAGCAAUUGACCACACCAGGAUCCCAGCCAAUUUAUCCAAUUCUUUUAGUUCGUUCUCAUCGACUUCUGCACAUAAGGACAAUAGUACCAAGGUGACAAGACUUUCUUUGUUUUUUAAGGUAUAAGGCUUCCUCUGUGAAUGCAUUUGAGCAUAGAGAUGACCUGAUGGGCUUUACCAGCUUGAUAUCAGAAUGUAAAAAAUGCAAAAAGUACUUUAAAUUAAUGUCAAAGGGGGUUGUAUAGUUGAUUAUUUAUAGAAAGUCACUUAUCCCCCAGUGACCCAAAAACAGGAACACUGACCUAGAAACUCGCUCAACAUGACGUCCAAACAAUAGACUUUAAGAAUGCAGUUUCAUAGCAUAUGGGUAGUUGGAAUAUGAUAGGGAUAAGAGAAGUCUGUUAUUGCUGUAACUGGUCAAAAAAAUCUUUACAUUUACAAAUGAUCUUUAAAUGCUUUUUAGACAUUGCUGGAAUAUGUCAACUAUCCAACAGCAUGCAUAUUUUGUUUCUUCUCAAAAAAAAAAAAAAACACUGAUUAAAUUUCCAGUUUACUAGUUAUGUCACAGCCUAGAGAUGAACAUAGAGAUGUUUUAUUGGAAGCAUGGAAUUAGCAUGGCAUUAUGUUGUAGUUUUGAUCUGAUGUACCAAGUAAAAUGCCUGUUAUUGA